GCUCCGCCCAUUUACGCGAGGACGACGCUCGAGAGAUGAUUGCCACACCGACGGGAUACCGGCGGAAUGUUUAUAUGCAGAGACAGAUGUCUCAACAAGUAGUCGUCGCCCAUCAUCCCCAGCCCCUCCAAAACUACUGCCAGCAGCUGCAGAACCAGUUGGUUCAGGCACAGAAUCAGGCCAACUCGGCGAACAUGACGCUUAGAGAGGUGCUGAACAAGCCUUCGAUCCUUCAGCAACCAUCGCAGCAACAGCAGCAGUACCCGGUUCAGCAGCAAAACCGUCAGCGACAAGUGAUUCGCCAGAUUAUCCCCACUGUACCACAAGUUCAACGACAAAUGCCACAGCAGCGCCCACCGCAACAGACUCAAAAUGGUGCUCCGAUGCUCCGACUCCCUGUGCAUCAAAUUCAGCAGGCUCACCACCUCCAACAACAGCAGCGGCAACAGAUGCAACAGCCGAUGCCGAGCCGGCGACGGUCUGCGGCUCACCAAGUUCGCCAGAGAAUUCAGGCUCAGAAUACUGUCCGGCUCCAACAACAGGAGCAAUUGGCUCAGCAGCAUCACCAGCACCAGCAGCAGCAUGCUCAAUCGGAGCUCCAACAAGUUCAGCAAGUGCUCAUCGAGCAACAGCAGCUUAACCAGAAUUCCCGCAAACGCAAGCAAUCUCCACAAGCUCACUGGAGCGACGUUGAUAAUGUGGAGAAUCUGGAGAAUCAGGCGACCGCCGCACAACAAAUUCCGGCAAAAAAACCGCGCUGGAAUUCGGUGGAGCAAGAGCCCGAGCCCGAGGCUCCGCUGGAAGCCGUCGAGCAGCAGCAACAGAAGCAGCCGACAACUGACGGGCAGCACCUGCCGGAUAUUGUCAAAAAUAUUGGAGGAUUCGAGAUUCGUGUCAUUCGAAGUCACGACCCGUCGCGCAGAAUCUACACUUAUUGA
Messenger RNA from Caenorhabditis elegans, 938 nucleotides. It is a transcript of the gene pqn-82, whose product is annotated as Prion-like-(Q/N-rich)-domain-bearing protein. Lineage: Eukaryota; Metazoa; Nematoda; Chromadorea; Rhabditida; Rhabditidae. The transcript is spliced from 7 exons. The record is from RefSeq and is marked reviewed. Bases 36 to 938 code for a protein of 300 amino acids.